ACAGUAAAUGUAUUCAAGUUAAGAUAUGAACAUGAAUGUGAUAUUUCGUUUUCUUUUUCUGUUAUCGUCCUAGCUCUUACGGUGUCUUUCAAAAUAAAACAACUGAAAAGGCAUCAGUCAGAGAGCACUUCUUUAAUAAUGCCAGGGAUGCUACAGUAAGAGCUUCACCCCAUCAGUCCCACCAUGCUCCUGACAUCCAUGAUCACUGAAGAGGGACUCCAUCUGAUGGUCUAAGGCUGUGACACUCGCAAAAUGGAAGCAUCUGAAACAGCACCUUUGGAUAGCAGAGACUCAGACCAAGCAACGGAUGCCUGUCAGGCCAGCGAAGAGGAGAAACUUCGCCGCUCUGGUCGCACACGGAUUCCAACGGAGAGGAUGCUUGCAUUUCAGAAGGAGGAGGCUCAAAAAAGGGAGAAAAGGCUUAUUCAUCUUUAUGAGCAAUGGAAGACCCAGGCACGCAAGGCUAGAGAGCAACUGAAGUCGGACAUUCCCGAGAGCCAAAUUGCUGCUCUUAUUGACACUCUUGAGAAAGGUAGGGAUGAUGUUACUAGUCUCUAUACAGACAUUAGAAGCCAUCUGGCUCCAUCUGGUGAGACGAGACGGCGUGUUGAUGCCUGUGAUGCAGUGACAAAGGACAUUGUUAAAAUUGCUUAUGAAAGAAUAGCAGGCAUAGAAGAUUAUGAUAGUGAAGCAGUAAAACUACGUCUUUGUGAACUGCUUAAAAGAGAUUAUGCUCGCUCUGUUUAUGGAUCUACAGUCUCACCUUCAAGCCAUCACUCUGGUAGCAGUCCCAGCUUAUACUCUGUGAACUCCUUUGUAGCAGCUAAAAGGGCAGAUGCAGCAGCAGAAUUAGCAGCAAAAGAAGCAGAAUAUGAAAUGUUACUGGAGGAAGUGAAGCAAAAAGAAAAGAUUCAACUUCUUGAAGAGCAGCAGAAAAAAGAUCUCGAAGCUCAGAAACGUGAACUAGAAAGACUAAAGGCAGAAAAGGACAUCAGAGCUGCACGAGCAAGACUGGGAGUCUACAAUCAAGAAGUAAUGCAGGAAGAUAGUGUUCACUCUUCUGUACAUGACACUACAGAGCAGCAGCAUGUGAUUCCACAGCAUCCUGUGUCUUCAGCUCCCAUCCAGCAUCCUCCUAAUGUUCCAAAUGCAGCAUCUCCUCCACAUACAGAUGUCUCCUAUCUUGCUCAAGCAGUUCAAGAUAGUAUAGCCAUGAACAGGCUCCCAAUGCCAGAACCAUCUGUAUUCACCGGUGAUCCUAUCCAGUUUAUUGAGUGGAGGGCUUCAUUCACAUCUCUCAUAGACAGAAAGAACAUCUCGUCAGCAGACAAACUGCAUUAUUUGAGAAGGUAUGUAGGAGGUCCAGCACGAAAGACACUUGAUGGCAUCUUCUACAGAACUGAUGACGCAGCCUAUAAGGAUGCAUGGAACCGUCUUAACCACAGGUAUGGUCAGCCCUUUAUCAUACAGAGAGCAUUCAGAGAAAAAUUAGCAAACUGGCCAAAAAUCCAGAGUAAGGAUGCAGAGGGAUUCAGAACAUUUGCAGAUUUUCUACAUGCAUGUCAGGGAGCCAUGCCACAUGUUAAGAGCCUUGAGAUUUUGAACGACUGUGAGGAAAAUCAAAGACUGGUUCAAAAAUUACCUGACUGGGCUGCAUCACGGUGGAACCGUGAAGUUACUUAUAUUAUGAAGGAAAGACAGGAAUUUCCAAGCUUUCAGGAUUUUGUUACCUUCAUGUUAAUGGAAGCAGAAGUCGCUUGUAAUCCCAUAACCUCCUUUCAUGCCCUUCGCUCGUCAGAGUCACCUACAGACAAACGUUUCCUCAAAGAAAGGAAGACUAAAUCUUCUAUUGUCCAUACACAGACAGUUUCAGAGACUGACAACCUAGUACAGCCUAGGACAGUUUUUAAGGCACCGUGCAUGCUGUGUCAAGACAGUAAGCAUCGCCUGCACAGUUGUCCUGAGUUCAAAGAAAAGUCCCUAAACAAACGACGAACAUAUGUGAAGGAAAAGAAACUGUGCUAUGGUUGCUUGAAGCCAGGGCAUAGUGCAAAGGAAUGUCGUCACAGACACUCAUGUGACACAUGCAAGGGAAGACAUCCGACCUGUCUCCAUGACAACAGCCUGUCUAAAGUCAAACCAGUGUUGAUCUCAAAUCAGAGCAUCACAAAUGAAAAAGCAGCAACUACAUUGUCCCUCAGUGUGGAGACUAAGGAGCCAUCUUCAAACACCUCCAUGAUUGUGCCAGUAUGGGUUUCCUCUGCCAGCAAUCCAGGUAUUGAAAAGCUUGUUUAUGCUCUACUUGACACUCAGAGAGAUACGGUCUUUAUUGACCAAGAAGUUAGCCAUAGCCUACAAGCCAAGGCACAUCCUGUACGGCUGAAGCUAACUACAAUGAUCGGAAAGGAUGAAUUAAUGGACAGUGAAAAGGUCUCAGGUCUUAGGGUGCGUGGCUACAACUCUGCAACCCUCAUUGAUCUUCCCCAUGUCUACACUAAAGAUUGCAUCCCAGUGAAUCGAACACACAUUCCUACCUGUGAAACAGCAAGGCAGUGGAAUCAUCUCAUCACCAUUGCAGAUGAAAUCCCACCACAGCUGGAGUGUGAUGUUGGUCUCCUAAUAGGAUACAACUGCUCAAGGGCACUGGCUCCACGGCAAGUGAUUUUGGGAGGAGAAAAUGAGCCUUAUGCAGUUCGCACAGAUUUAGGUUGGAGUGUUGUAGGUUGUUCAUCCCCUCAUCUUGACUCAUCAUGCUCCACCAAUGUUUGCCACAGAAUAGCUGUCAGAGAGCUUCCUCCAGUGACUCCAUCCGACGCUAUAAAGGUUCUUGAGUCUGACUUUCAGGACGCCAGUAAGGAUGGAAGGAAGACUGUGUCUCAGGAUGACAUCCUCUUCCUGGAGAUACUAAAGGACAGUAUUCAGAAGAACACUUCUGGACAUUAUGAGAUGCCACUCCCAUUUAAAGAGAGACCUCAUCUCCCUGAUAACAAGCAACUGGCCGUUGUUCGGCUUAAUCAUCUUAAGAGAAAGCUGCUGAAGAAUGAAACCUACAAGGAGCAUUACAUGAAGUUCAUGAGUGAGGUGAUUGGAAAAGGUGAUGCAGAAGAAGUUCAUCAUGAAGGGAAAGAAGGAGAAAGGUGGUAUAUUAUUCCCCAUCACGGGGUUUAUCACUCAAAAAAGCCAGACAAACUCCGUGUUGUUUUUGAUUGUUCUGCCAAGCACAGGGGAGUCAGUCUGAAUAACCAUCUAUUGUCAGGCCCAGAUAUGAUAAAUAACUUAGCUGGUGUUCUCAUCAGAUUCAGGCUGCACGAUAUUGCGUUGAUGUGUGACAUCGAAAAGAUGUUUCAUCAGUUCCAUGUGAGUGAAACUGACAGAGACUAUUUACGUUUCCUCUGGUGGAAAGACGGAGAACUUUGUGCAGAGCCGCAGGAAUUCCGCAUGAGGGUUCAUCUCUUUGGUGCCACAUCAUCACCUGGUUGCGCCAACUACGGUUUAAAGCAUCUCGCCAAGGAGAAUCAGAAACAGUUUCCACUGGCUGCAGAGUUUGUUCUGAGAGAUUUUUAUGUUGAUGAUGGUGUCACAAGUGUGCCAAGUGUGGAUGUUGCUAUUCAGCUUGCAAAAGAAGCUCAGGAACUCUGCAAAAUGGGAGGACUGAGAUUACAUAAGUUCGUGUCCAACAGCAGGUCAGUUCUUCAGAGUAUAAACCCAUCUGAACGUGCCAUCGAAGUAAAGGCUCUCGAUCUUGCCUUUAAUGAUUCCACGCUGGAAAGAGCUUUAGGGAUCCAGUGGCACAUUGAGUCUGACACCUUCAGAUUUCAAAUCAGCCUGAAAGAUCAGCCAGCAACACGUCGAGGUGUAUUGUCCAUGGUGGCCUCCAUUUAUGACCCGCUAGGGUUUGUUGCUCCCUUCCUGCUCAAUGGGAAAAGGGUGCUACAGGAAAUGUGCAGGCAUGGCACUGGGUGGGAUGACCCUCUCCUCGGUGAUCUACGGUCAGCGUGGGAACGCUGGAAGAGUGAUCUUGUGAACUUGGAGAAAAUCAUCAUACCUCGCUGUUAUGUACCACCUGACUUUGGACACAUUGUGAAAAGAGAGCUCCAUCACUUCUCUGAUGCAAGCACAUAUGGUUAUGGCCAGUGUUCAUAUUUCAGAAAUGUAAAUGAAGAUGGCAUGGUUCACUGCGCCCUGGUCAUGGCAAAGUCCCGAGUAGCUCCUAUCAAGGUCAUUACAGUUCCCAGGCUCGAGUUAACAGCCGCUGUCGUCUCAGUCAUGACAAGCAACAUCCUGAAAGAGGAACUUGGUCUCAUUGACGCUGAUGAAUACUUUUGGACAGACUCCAAGGUGGUCUUGGGUUAUUUAAGCAAUGAGGCACGUCGCUUCCACACAUUCGUGUCAAAUAGGGUACAGAAGAUCCAUCUCAGCACAAAUCCUCAGCAGUGGAGAUAUGUCCCAACUGACAAAAACCCAGCAGAUCUGGCCUCUCGGGGUUCAAGUGCAAGCGAGCUUCUCACGUCCACUUGGUUUAAAGGACCUCAGUUCUUGUGGGAGAAGGAUUUGCCUCCAGCUGCAGAUGUUAUCACAGAAAUACCAGUUGGAGAUCCUGAAGUUAAAAAGGUUCAGACCCUACAUGUGCAGACCACAGAGAAAGUAAAUCUCACAGACCGUUUGUCAAAGUUUUCUUCAUGGUACAAGGCCACUCAAGCGGUCGCUCGUCUCCUCCGCUGUGUCAAGAGAGACAAGUCAACUGGUCACAGCACAGUUCAGGAGCAAGAAGAUGCACAGCGCAUUAUCAUAAAGGACUUACAAAGACUAGUGUAUGCAGAUGAGAUCAAGUUACUCAGCAAUGGCACUCAACUUCCACCUCAGAGUAAACUGCAUCGCUUGGAUGUCUUUCUUGAUCAGGACAGAAUCCUCAAGGUGGGAGGAAGACUGAAAAAUGCAUCUCUUCCCACAUCACAGAAACAUCCAGUGAUAAUUCCAAAGGAUCAUCAUGUCACUCGGAUGAUAAUAGCUCAUUAUCACGAACAGGUCAGACAUCAAGGAAAGGGUCUGACUAUUAAUGAAGUCAGAUCAAAUGGAUUCUGGAUCCUGGGAAUCAGCAGAACUGUUGCUGCUUAUAUACGCCAGUGUGUCACAUGUCGAAAACUCAGAAGAUCUACAGAGGAGCAGCGUAUGGCCGAUCUUCCAUUGGAGCGUGUAGAUCCAUCUCCACCAUUUACAUAUUGUGGUAUAGACUGCUUUGGUCCCUUUCACACCAAAGAAGGACGAAAGAUGCACAAGAGAUACGGCCUCCUUUUGACAUGCCUUUGCUGUCGAGCCGUCCACAUUGAAAUGUUGACCGACAUGUCAACAGAUGCCUUCAUUAACGGCCUUCGCAGUUUUAUUGCUAUAAGAGGAACUGUGCGUCAGAUACGGUGUGACCAGGGAAGUAAUUUUGUCGGCGCUAAAAACGAACUGAGUCAUGCUCUAAAGCAAGUGGAUGACAAGCGCUUGGCUGUCUUCUUGGCUAAAAACCAGUGUCAUUUCAUUAUGAACGCUCCCCAUUCAAGCCAUACUGGAGGUGUCUGGGAACGACAGAUCAGAACGGUCAGGAAUGUUCUUCGUGCCACUCUUUCUCUCUCAGCAGGCAGGCUGGACGACGCCUCUCUGCGUACAUUCUUCUACGAGGCGAUGGCUAUUGUGAACAAUCGUCCGCUCACAGUCGACAACCUGAGUGAUCCAGACAGUCCUGCACCUCUGACACCGAAUCACCUGUUAACUAUGAAGUCUGUGACAGCCCUACCUCCUCCUGGCAGAUUCAUCAGAGAGGACAUGUAUGCUCGCAAGAGGUGGCGUCAUGUUCAGUAUCUUACUGAGCAAUUCUGGAGUCGCUGGAAGAGAGAGUAUCUCUCUCAGAUUGCCACCCGACAACGCUGGCAUACUCCAAGAAGAAACUUGAAGGUCGGCGAUAUAGUCGUGGAGAAGGCAGAUGAUCUGCCACGUAAUGAGUGGAGACUCGCCAAAGUCGUUGAGACAGUGACUGAUACAGACGGACUAGUGAGAAGGGUGAAGAUUCGUCUUGGAGACCAGAAGAUUGGAAAGGAAGGACAGCGUUCUGAAAGGCCAUCCAUCGUUGAACGCCCAGUUCAAAAGCUGAUCGUCCUCCUAGAGACUGUUUAAAUCUCUUCUUCACGCAACAAUCGUAUCCUUUACACUAUAAAGAACCUAGUGUUUGGACAUUCUGAUAGACUAAUCUAUGUUUGAAUGACUUAUAGUACAGAAUAAGCACUUAAGAGGUCAUUAUUUAGUAAAUCAUUCGUGUUUGCAUUCCUUAUUGUUCUGAAAAUCACUCAUGAUUGGUGGGAGUGUAAAUGACCUAAAUUUUAUCUGUUCAUCUCGGUUUUUCUUAUUAUUUAAGUUCCUUCUGAUUAAGUUAAGUCGGGUGCUUUUAUUUUGGUAGUGUUGUACGGCAGGAUGGAGUAUGGCGUCUGACAACAAAAAGUGUAGAGUGUAGGUAAAAAACGGAAAGUUUAGGAAAUAGAAAACGGACAAACCAUUUAAAAAUUCAGCACCUGGCUAAAGGGGACAAGGUUUGUGUGUGUUUCUGUUUAAUUUGAGUUUAUGGUAAUUUAAAUUGUGACGUUUUUUAUUGAUGGUUUUGUGGACUUUGUGUCGACUUUGACUGUGUGUUUUAGCUAGGUUGAGUUUUUGUAGUAUCGUCCGGUCAUUACUCGUUCGUUUAUAAUGUGUAUAUUUUGGGAUUAAUUCAGUUAUUCUAUGAGUUAUUAUGACAGUAAAUGUAUUCAAGUUAAGAUAUGAACAUGAAUGUGAUAUUUCGUUUUCUUUUUCUGUUAUCGUCCUAGCUCUUACGGUGUCUUUCAAAAUAAAACAACUGAAAAGGCAUCAGUCAGAGAGCACUUCUUUAAUAAUGCCAGGGAUGCUACACUGUGCGAUCUGGAUGGACUUGAUUAUACAAGGCGUGACAAAUACCUCUGGAGUGUGUUGCUGGUGGGAUGUAAAAAGGCUUUGAUCAGAAAAUGGCUUAAGAAGGACAAACCAACAAUAAACGAGUGGAUCGAUAUAAUUUAUAAUAAAUAUGUGAUGGAGAGAAUUACAUUCAAGCUGAGGAACCAACCUGAUAUUUUCAAAGAGAACUGGUCAAAAUGGCUUACAUUUGUAUCAACUAUAAGACCUGAUUUCAUAUAGAUGGCAAAGAUAAUGCUGAACCCUUUAAUAGGAAAUGCUCUUUCCCUACUUCUAAACAAUAAUUCUGAUAUAUUUAUAUGUAUGAGAUGCCUGUGUUGACUCUGCUGUUUGACUUACUAUCCAAAUCCUCCCUCCGUCAUGUUAUGUACCGUCAUGCUAUAUUUGUGUCAUGUUAUGUUU
Molecule: messenger RNA, 7362 nt
Organism: Acanthochromis polyacanthus (spiny chromis)
Lineage: Eukaryota; Metazoa; Chordata; Actinopteri; Pomacentridae
Exons: 1
Coding region: 253-6156 (1967 amino acids)
Biological process (GO): DNA integration
Molecular function (GO): zinc ion binding; nucleic acid binding
Source: RefSeq, a predicted model, not a curated record